Puntigrus tetrazona (Sumatra barb) is the source of this 2294-nucleotide messenger RNA. RefSeq names its product P2Y receptor family member 8 (gene p2ry8). Bases 621 to 1643 code for a protein of 340 amino acids. Gene Ontology annotation, cellular component: membrane. The transcript is spliced from 2 exons. Gene Ontology annotation, biological process: phospholipase C-activating G protein-coupled receptor signaling pathway; positive regulation of Rho protein signal transduction. Lineage: Eukaryota; Metazoa; Chordata; Actinopteri; Cypriniformes; Cyprinidae. The record is from RefSeq and is a predicted model, not a curated record. Gene Ontology annotation, molecular function: G protein-coupled receptor activity.
CAGGUCCGUCCAAAAUGCAACGCUGAGGUUUGUAUUAAUGCAUCUGUAAGUUCCCUGAUGAAAAUGAACUCAAAAAGUGAAUCGUUCAUUUCCUAGUUGGAUUGGGUGGGACCCCCUCAAGAGUGCUUGUGCUUGGCACGAAGCAAGGUGUGUGCCUUUAUUUUACUGGUUUAUGUGGCAUAUUCCCUCCACCACAUCCUACCACAUCAAUUUCACCUUUGCAGGUGCUUAAAAAUCCAAUUUAAAAAACCAUUAAAAGACACGCACCCUUAACGAGAAAGAGAAACUGUGUAAAACAAGCAUGACAUUAGAGGAACUGUAAAUUCUGUUUUGUUUGUGACUUUCAUUGAACCGAUGAAUUCGAUGUUACAUAUUUGAUGACGAAACCGUAUGUAACCUUAGAAAUCUGAUACGUUUAUGACAUUUUGGAAGCAUGGAAUAUGUCUACAUUUACAGGUUACAUUUGACAAACCUCUAAACGUACUUUAUUUUCUUCGAAAUGAGCAGUGAGGCGGUGUACUUCCUCUCAUGAAGUUUCCUGCGUCUAACAGUCAUGCCAGAUUAACUGCCGCCAACACACGAGGGAAGUCGCACAUGCCUUUUGAGGUGGGAAAACAACCAUGAUCAACUCGACCAAAAUGGACAAUGCCACCUUGGCCAUGUUUGACAACAAACUGGCCGGUCAAAUAGUGUCAGCCAUCUAUGUCAUCGUGACCCUAGCCAACCUGAGCGGUAACGGCAUCUCCCUGUUUCUGCUAUUGAUGCGCACCUCUCCGAAAACCCCCUCCAUCAUCUUCAUGAUCAACCUCACCGUCACUGACCUGUUAGUAGGCGCCGUGCUCCCCUUUCAGAUCGCCUACCAACUGCAGGGCUACAACUGGACUUUGGGUGAGAGCAUGUGCAAUGUCCUGACCGUGGUUUUCUUCGUUAACAUGUACUGCUCUAUUUUAUUCAUGACUGCUAUUAGCGCCGACCGCUACAUGGGGAUUGUGAAGCCGAUGCGCUUCAGAGAGAUGAGGAAGAGGAAAACGUACGCGGUUGUUGCCUGCGUAUUCAUAUGGCUGCUAGUCCUUGCGAUUCUGAACCCACUGGAAUUCAGAGACUUGACAUAUAAAGUAACGGAGCGUAAUAUCACUACGUGUUUUGAUGUGUUGAGGAAAGACAUGCUUCCGAGCACUGCGCACUGGGCAGGCUUUCUUUUCGGCAUGUUCAUCGUCCUUUUCCUCUGUCCGUUCAUCAUAACAGUGUAUUGCUACAUUAACAUCAUCUGCGUCCUGGUCAGAAAGAGCAAUAGCCAACAGAAAGGCCGUGCUGUGCAGCUGGCGUGCAUCGUUCUGUUUGUGUACGUUUUUUGCUUCGCUCCCAAUAACAUACUACUCUUGGCCCACUCCAUCACAAGGCUGUUCUAUAACAAGUCUCUCUAUAUCUACUAUAAGCUGACCCUGUCGCUCAGCUGCAUUAAUAGUUGCAUAGAUCCGUUUAUUUAUUAUUUCGCAUCGAAAGAGUUUCGUCGGAAGCUGAGACAAAUGCUCAGGCUGCAGACGCUCAGUGCUGCAGAGACGCAAAUGAUUGAGGGUCACAGAGAAAGCUUUUUCUCCGGACGUACAACGUGUGACGCAAAUGAAGACUGUGACAAUUUUUGAACACAUUUUUGUUGUUGUUGUUGUUUUUCAAGACUUUUCAUGUUUUUUUUGUAGAGGAGGGGGGAAACGUCGCGAUUCAGAUCGGCAGCGGUCACAUGAGCAUUGUUAAAUGAGUCAGAGCACAAGCGCUAACCGCUAGCUCACAGCUCUGACUGACAAUUGUUUAUAAUGAUGUAUUUGUAAAUGCAAACUCAUAGACAGGACCACUUCCUAUAUUUUGUUUUCUUGUUAUUUUUUGGUAGCAUUUAGCUUCUGUUCUGUUUUAAUUUCCUGGCAGAGCAGCUGAGGAAAAGCACGCUGCUCACAUGCAUUUAGGCCAUGUGAUGUUUUUUUUAUUAUUAGACAACCAAGUUCCUGCUCACUAAAACUUUGACAUAUUUGUUGUGUACACUGAUGACUCAGCAGCGACUUCAGUGAUUUCUGGUUUGAUUAAAAAAAGCACAAAGACUUGUGGCAGCUAUUUUAGAUGUUUUGUUUACCUGCAAUUAUUUUUAUACUGUAAAAUACGCAAUUAUUGUAUGAUUAGAAUUCAUUUUCUUUUCUGAUCCAAAGUGUUUGAAUAUUUAUUUUACUUAUUUUGCCUGUAUUAUUACAUUAUAAUUCAUAUUAUGUUUGUUACGAUUUUUUUCUGUCAUAUAGGGGCAUUUAUUU